AUGAAAAAAAUUCAAAGAGCGUAUGAAGUAUUAUCUAAUUACGAUGAAAAUAAUUCUUCAAUGAAAUCCAUAAGUGCAAGUUUUGGAACUAAAUGGCCCUAUAAACGAACAAUAUCUCUUCCAUCAGCUAUGAUAUUUAGACAAGAAAUUAAAGCAGAUAAAGAAAAGCUGUGCAGUCGACAUCACCCUGCUCCUAUCUUAAAACAUAAAAAUUCCAGAUUUGGAUUUGGUCAAUUAUCAGGUGGUUCUUUAUCAAAUACAGAAAUACAUAUUCCUUCUCUUAGUGCAAUCGAAGAUGGAAACUUAUCGAAUAUUCUACACAAAAUUAUUGAUUUAGAAGAAUCAGAUAAAGAAACUAUACAUUUACUUGUAUUUUUAUUAAUGCAAUUUCUUUCCCGUCCAGAUCAGAGAAUCUCGCUAGUGCCCCAGACGCAUGAAGAACAUGUCGGCAAGCCAUUCUUCGCGCCAUUCAGUGUUCAUCUUGCAGAAUCGUCGAAACCGCAUGUGCCACCAGUGCACGAAACAACCGCAGCUAUACCAUGCGGCUCUACUCGAAGAAGUGGUAAGAGUUUUACAUCCUCUCACUUCCCAGGGAAUAAAACCGGUACACUACACCAAGACAAUCAGAAAAUUUACAACUUCCUAAACCUAAUUAAGGUGCAUGCUAAAGCCAAGUGUGAAGUGUCCAGAACCUAA
This is a messenger RNA of Ceratosolen solmsi marchali, 696 nucleotides long. RefSeq lists its product as uncharacterized. The transcript is spliced from 4 exons. Lineage: Eukaryota; Metazoa; Arthropoda; Insecta; Hymenoptera; Agaonidae. Gene Ontology annotation, molecular function: protein binding. The coding region runs from base 1 to 696 and encodes 231 amino acids. The record is from RefSeq and is a predicted model, not a curated record.